UAACGUGUAACGCUGUUGCCACCUUGUGCCUAAAAUGGGAUAAUUUACAGACAGUCCAGUUGAUAAAGUUAUUUUUAGUCAGGCACUUAGGCCUUCAUGUGCAAAACAAUGUGAGGCCCUGAGAAAAUGCAUCCACUUUUCUGGGAAAUGUAGUUUAAGAAGCCGUUGUCUCCACUCUGUUUGAAACGCUCAGUACUACGACUCCCACAAAGCCUUGCUGACGUUAGCUCGUGUCGGACGAUAUGGCGUCUUCUUGAAGCGAACAUAAAUCGCAAGUGUUUUGUUGAUGAGAGAUUAAGAUGGCAGCCGACUCCACAGACAAGAAGGAUGCUGAGGCCUCAGGAUCCAAAGACAGAGAGAGGAAACGCAGCCGCUCGCGGGAGCGUAAAGCCUCACCUACACGCAACAAACGCCAUCGUUCUCGUGAACGAAAUCGCUCUAAAUCUGCAGAAAGAGAACGACGCAUGAAGGACAAGGAUAGAGACAAGGAACGUGACAGAGAUAAGGACAGAGAGCGGGGCCGUAAGGACAGAGAUGGCCAUCGGCGUGAUAAAGAUCGCAGCAAGAGGUCCAGAAGUAUUUCACCCAAGUCAAAGGAUGCCAAAUUAAAGAGAGACAGGGAAAUAAAAACAGAAGAAGAGGAAGAUGAAAAAAAGAAGAAAGAGAAGGUCCAACCUUUGUCUUUGGAAGAGCUUCUCGCCAAGAAGAAGGCAGAAGAGGAAGCUGAAGCAAAGCCCAAGUUCCUCUCCAAGGCGGAGCGAGAAGCUGAGGCUUUGAAACGGAGGGAGCAACAGACAGAGGAAAGGAGGAGGUUAUUGGAAGAGGAGAGGAAGAAGAGAAGGAUGUUCCAGGACAUGGGGAGAAAAAUGAUGGAGGACCCACAGGAGAGGGAGAGACGAGAGCGAAGAGAGCGAAUGGAUCGAGAGAACAACGGGAAUGAAGAAGAUGACGGGCGACAAAAGCUCAGAGAGGAGAAAGAUAAGAGCAAAGAACUCGUCGCCAUCAAGGAGCGUUACUUGGGUGGGCUCAAGAAACGCCGUAGAACCCGUCACCUGAAUGACAGGAAGUUUGUGUUUGAGUGGGAUGCUUCUGAAGACACUUCAGUUGACUACAACCCAAUUUACAAAGAAAAGCAUCAGGUACAGCUGUACGGGCGAGGCUUCAUCGCCGGCAUCGACUUGAAGCAGCAGAAAAGAGACCAGUCACGUUUUUAUGGUGACCUGAUGGAGAAAAGACGCACACUGGAAGAGAAGGAGCAGGAAGAGGUAAGACUGAAGAAGAUGCGUAAGAAGGAAGCCAAGCAGCGCUGGGACGACAGACAUUGGUCUCAGAAGAAGCUGGACGAGAUGACGGACAGAGACUGGCGAAUCUUCAGAGAGGACUACAGCAUCACCACCAAGGGAGGAAAGAUCCCGAACCCCAUCAGGAACUGGAAGGAGUAUUCGCUGCCCGCACACAUCCUGGAGGUCAUCGACAAAUGUGGCUACAAGGAUCCGACACCUAUUCAGAGGCAGGCCAUUCCCAUUGGUUUACAGAACCGUGACAUCAUUGGUGUGGCUGAGACAGGUAGCGGUAAAACAGCUGCUUUCCUUAUUCCACUGCUGGUCUGGAUUACUACCCUGCCAAAGAUUGACAGGAUUGAAGAUUCAGACCAGGGUCCGUAUGCUGUGAUCCUGGCCCCGACUCGUGAGUUGGCGCAGCAGAUUGAAGAGGAGACCAUCAAGUUCGGUAAACCGCUUGGCAUCCGCACAGUGGCUGUGAUUGGAGGAAUCUCCAGAGAGGACCAGGGCUUCCGUCUCAGGAUGGGCUGUGAGGAGAAAUGUCAGCAGGAGGAGGUAGUGAUGUGCGCAAAGGCCAUCGCUCGGGCAAAACAAGGGCAAUGUAUGAGAUGGGAGGGAGUGCAGAGGAGAAAGACCUCCUGGAAAGAGCUGUGGGAAAUGGAGACAUUCAGAGCAAGCUUCACCAUUAAGGCUGCCUAUGACGCCUUGCCAUCUCCCAAGAAUAUCAGCUAUUGGUACAGAGAAGACCCUACAUGCUGUCUCUGCUCAUCUCCAGCAACACUAAAACACAUCCUAGUGGGUUGCAAGACCAACCUCAUUCAAGGCAGCUACACCUGGCGGCACAACCAGGUGUUACAGAGUCUUGCAGCCAUGCUGGAAAUUAGGCAGAUGAGCAUUAACACCCUUCCUCCUCCUUCAUUCAGCUGGCAGCAGUAUUUGUCCGAGAAGGUGGAGGGCAGACCAGGCUCGCCACAGCAAGUCCAGACACUGGGCAGCUGCGCGGUGCACUCGGAAGAUGAUGGCAGACUUAGGCAAGAGGCAAAAUGA
Micropterus dolomieu (smallmouth bass) is the source of this 2327-nucleotide messenger RNA. Its product is annotated as probable ATP-dependent RNA helicase DDX23. The transcript is spliced from 13 exons. Lineage: Eukaryota; Metazoa; Chordata; Actinopteri; Centrarchiformes; Centrarchidae. Gene Ontology annotation, cellular component: nucleolus. The coding region runs from base 300 to 2327 and encodes 675 amino acids. The record is from RefSeq and is a predicted model, not a curated record. Gene Ontology annotation, molecular function: ATP binding; nucleic acid binding; RNA helicase activity.